This is a messenger RNA of Patiria miniata (bat star), 2475 nucleotides long. RefSeq names its product heart- and neural crest derivatives-expressed protein 2-like. Gene Ontology annotation, molecular function: DNA-binding transcription factor activity, RNA polymerase II-specific; RNA polymerase II transcription regulatory region sequence-specific DNA binding; protein dimerization activity. NCBI's taxonomy places the organism in Eukaryota, Metazoa, Echinodermata, Asteroidea, Valvatida, Asterinidae. Bases 844 to 1581 code for a protein of 245 amino acids. The transcript has 2 exons. Gene Ontology annotation, biological process: developmental process; regulation of transcription by RNA polymerase II. The record is from RefSeq and is a predicted model, not a curated record.
GGGCCCGGUACCUGUUUAACUUCAUGUUAAUUUACUCAAUGUCCAUUCAGUCACCAGCAUAUCCGUUACUAUAGCCACGUUCUCCACAAAUUGACACAACAACGUCUGAACUGUGCAUGUAUACAUGACUGUAAGGAGGUGACAUGCCUGAACACCGAGCGUCUUAGAAUGCACUUCAUGAGGACAGGAGUAAGCGAGACAUCCUUGAGGCCAUGUCGGCCCGUCACCGAUCGGUGGGAGGAGCCGGUUGAUCGCUCGGUUGAGAUUGCAUCUCGUCUGUGAACGCCCCAAGUCACAUGACAAGUGUCCAUUACAGAUUACGGCACGAACCCUAAGUUGCCGACAACCACAGGCGACCGAUUUGAAUUGGUGUCGUCACUCCGUGAAAUCUACUUGAAGAUGACGGCAAUGCGCGAGACUCGCCAGAAGCUGUAGAUGUGUCGUCGUGAGCAGAUGAAACAAUCACAUUCAGUCCACCUUGGUGCAGUUUUUCUGCAGCAAAAAGUUUGUCGUGCCGUUGUGAGGUUUUCAAUUGCAGGCGAGAACGAGACGCUUUUGUUUUUGUUAUCGUUGCACAUAACAACACACAAAUCAAGCCAGACAACCGUUUGACCUUUGAGGAAGUUACCGACUCGUGCGACGAUCAUUUCGCUUAAUUGGAGGCAGCGAUUGCGCGGCGUUAUACGCGUAUCAGGUUACUCGUAAGGUGAGGAUACAGCGAGUGACACGGGGUAAACCACGCUGUUCCACUCGCGCUGUCGAACCAGAGAAGACGUCUAAGCAAACAAGACAGGACUCCUCCGAGAAAGUGGCCACAGCUCAGUGUGCUACUGAACUCGUGAGAUGCUGGACACUAUGAGCAUGCUGAGCGAGUACCCGCCAGUGCCUGUCAGCUUACAACGGCCACAAGAUGAACACUUGUACCGCCAUCAUAACGGCCAUGGCAGGUGUCCCUCCAUCCCUGAGCACGAUAAGGGUUACUACCACGGGCUUCUACUCAGCCCAGCCGUGGCAGCUACCGGUGAGAUGCCGCACGAGUACGGUAGUCCAAUCCAUCACCAGUCAUUCUCACCGUGCUCCCAAACUUUCCAAGAUCAAAUCACCACCGCAGUUAACAACAACUGUGGCAGUCCGAACAUCGACUGCCAGUCAGCACCGUUGAAUUCCUGCGAUGAGCGGAGCAGUCCUCCGGGUCCGCGGCGGUUCGGUAAGCGGCGAUGCCCCACUAAUAGCAACCGUAAAGAACGGCGAAGGACGCUUAGUAUCAACUCGGCAUUUGCCGAUUUGCGGGAGUGUAUACCCAACGUCCCAGCAGACACGAAACUCUCCAAGAUUAAGACUUUGAGACUAGCCACCAGUUAUAUAGCGUACUUGUCGGAGGUUCUGGCUAAAGAUGACGGGAUUGGACCCGUCGACACGGCUAGUUUCAAGGCGGAACUCCUGAAGAUUGAAGACCGGGAGAGACGGAAGAAGGCCGUGGACCGAGAAAUGACGGAGACUGCGCAUGUUGUGGAGACGAGACGAUCCCGCGGACGGACCGGCUGGCCUCAGCACGUAUGGGCCCUGGAACUACAGCGCUGAACACCCACGGAAACACUCACCGGCACACGCUACAAAUCAACAUUUCCACGGAACAUUUUUCUGACGACUUAAAUGGCAGCGAGGUUGGAGCAGGACAGUCGUGGGGACUUUGGAUCGAUUUGACGGCAGCAAUCCGAUGGAGAAGAUCGCUGGCAGUUCGAGAUCUUCGUUCCUGGAAUAUGCUACAUCCGGACGAACUGAUAUAUCGGUCGAAAUCUGACUUGGACGUUUCGAACUGUUUGGAUCCUGUUUGAACAGAAUAUGUCAUUGGUUUUUAUUUUCUAUAGUUACAGAGUGUCUUCGGUUGAUCAUAAGACAGUAAAUAAAACGAUGUUUUCUGAUUUUUUUUUAAAGUUCAGGUCAGGCUGACUUAAGGGUUAUAUAAUGGUUGAAUCAAGUGAGAUACUCGUACUAGAUACAACUCGUUAUAUCAAAGUCGUAGCUUGUCUUUUGAUAGUCCCACGAGAUUUUUACACAAGAUAUUUUCCUGAAUGGCAUGUAUGCCGUUUUCCCCAACACUCUUUCUUUGUGCACUGCCAAAAUAUGGCGAAAACUGAGAUUGUGUUCGUUUUUAAUGUGACCUUAAGUUACCAAGUCUAAACAACACAAAUGGUCGAUUAUUUAAAUCCCCUUUUCGCAAUGUUUUGUGCCAAAUUAGCUUUACAAAAUAUGGUUUACAGUCCAAAACGACAGCCAAGAUUUCACCAUUCUUGUUUUAAAUAAAUGACGUUAAUUGUAAAUAUUGUACAUAUUAAAGGUUAAACAACGCAUUAUCAAGCAUUAUCAUUCAUUACAGUACACUAUGACUUUUCCCAAAUACGGCUGUUAAUGACAUCGUCUUAAACCUACUAAAAAAAGUAAGACGUCUUGAAAAUAUAGCGCAAGUGAAACAAA